Molecule: messenger RNA, 3265 nt
Organism: Aspergillus saccharolyticus JOP 1030-1
Lineage: Eukaryota; Fungi; Ascomycota; Eurotiomycetes; Eurotiales; Aspergillaceae
Product: gamma-tubulin-complex subunit SPC97
Exons: 4
Coding region: 132-2786 (884 amino acids)
Biological process (GO): mitotic cell cycle; microtubule nucleation; spindle assembly
Cellular component (GO): centrosome; gamma-tubulin small complex; mitotic spindle pole body
Molecular function (GO): microtubule minus-end binding; gamma-tubulin binding
Source: RefSeq, a predicted model, not a curated record
CUUCAAUUUCCUUAUUAUAUUGGUGGUUUCAGCUUCAGCAAGACGUGCUCUUUCAACCCAGGAUCCUGCGCAACCAGAAUCAGCUCCCUUAUGCUGCAUGAUUGUUCCGAUUGUUCUCAGCCUGCGGGAGCAUGUCCGUCAGUGACCGUCGCGCCAGCCACAUGAGCGCACCACGACCCCGCGUUGCUUCGAAUCGCGUCGCUGAUCCAGAAAGAGCCGCCUUGCGCAGCGCUACUUCUCCAUUGCAAUCCGAGACUGUCGCUUAUCGUAUCGCUCAGUCCAGCCCCAAAUCGAGAAGCUCUCGCGAACAACAAAUGGCGACCGACAGGCGUGCCGAUCGAGUGGCAGGCAUCGCAAAGGAAAAAGCUCACGGUCGAACGAGACAUGCGAUGCAGGAACCUUCAGUUGGUCAUAUCAGAGGCGAGCGGCUUGAGCGCUCACGGUCGAAGCGAGUUGCUCAAGUAGAUGGUGCCAGCCCCAAUGCUCGAAAGAAGGAGAAGCAACCAAGCGACGCUCCCUGGAACCCGCAAGCAUCCUUGCUACCUCAUACCACCGCGCCCUUAGCCUCCCGUGUCUCUAUUCCUCCGCUGGCGUCUGCAUUGCCUCCAUCGCUCCAACCUCGACCUCUACGCGAGCUAUCUGCGUACGAGCAGGAAAAAUCAAUUCUGGAAGAUCUUCUAUUCACAUUUAUGGGAUUCGAGGGACAGUACAUCCAUUACCACAGCUCAUAUGAUCCGUCAAUGGAAAAAGACAGGUUGACAGGCCCAGUCUUUCAGCUACCGGCUGGUCUGGACCCAGCCCUGAAGGACCUUACUCUAUCGACGCUGAAGCUGUCGAAGCAUUAUAGCGCGUUGGAAGCGUUCGUCGAAGUGCAAAGUCGGGCAGAGUACGGCGCAGUGAGCCAUGCUAUGUGUGCUACGAUACGGAAAUUAUUAAAAGAGUUCUUGGUCCUCGUGGCGCAACUUGAGCGCGAGCUUAUGACCAAUCCGACCUUCACCUUACAUGUUCUUCAUUUGCAAACCAUGCCGACCAGCCAGUGCUUGGCUCAAUUGUAUUCGUUCGGUCAGGACCUACUACGGCGAAACGGGCUCUUAGACCAAGACCUCGACGAGACUAUCGAUGACUUUGAUGACGUCGACAACAUUCUAGAACAGUUGCGGGAAGGCGGAGAUCUUGUCCCAGGUGCUAUGUCCAGCAAAAAAAUCUGUAAGGGUGGAAACGUCCUGCGGCUUCUUACUGAGCGACUCGCAACAUUCUCCGGCGAUCCGACUACGAAGGCUCUAUUGGAGAGGUUACUGCGAGACGGUAGCCGGCCGUACAUGGCCAUGCUCAACGAAUGGCUGCAUCAUGGGGGAAUCAAGGAUCCACAUGGCGAAUUUCUGGUAAAAGAGCAGAAGUGGAUCAAGCGCGAAAAGCUCGAAGAAGACUACACGGAUGAGUACUGGGAGAAACGCUAUACAAUCCGCGACAACGAAGUGCCGCCACAGUUAGAGACAGUCAAGGAUAAAGUUCUCUUGGCCGGAAAGUACCUGAAUGUGGUACGGGAGUGCGGAGGUGUCGAUGUCAGCAAAGCAGUCAAGGAUGUACCCAAAACUCUGGAUGAUCCUCGCUUUCUGGAGAACGUCAACGCAGCCUACACAUACGCAAAUGCCUCUUUACUGAACCUGCUUCUGACCAAAAACUCCUUGACUACCCGCUUCCGAUCUCUGAAGCAUUACUUCUUCCUCGAUCGCUCUGACUUCUUUGCCUACUUCCUUGAGCUUUCAGAUUCAGAGCUGCGCAAGCCCGCCAAGGAAGUCAACGAGAGUAAGCUGCAGUCACUUCUCGACUUAGUCCUACGACAGCCCGGGAGCAUUGCCGCCCAGGACCCUUUUAAAGAAGACGUCAAGGUACGGAUGAAUAAGGUCGGCCUUACCAAGUGGCUGAUGCAGGUCGUGAGCGUCUCUGGAAUGAACAUGGAUGAUCCAGAGGCGGCGCUCGAAAAGAAUCAAGUCCCUCAGACGCAAGGUGGCGAUGAUUCGAAGAUAAAUGGUUUUGAUGCACUUGAGCUGGACUAUCUGGUUCCCUUUCCUCUGUCUCUCGUCAUCAGUCGGAAGACAGUUCUGCGCUAUCAACUUGUCUUCCGGCAUAUCCUAUCCCUGCGUCACGUUGAGACUAUGCUCGUCACAUCUUGGUUGGAACAAAGCAAGGUUCCCGCUUGGCGACACAAAUCCUCUGACCGCCGACUGGAGUUAUGGAAACGACGUGCGUGGAAUCUACGCUCAAAGAUGUUGGUGUUCGUUCAGCAGCUUCUAUACUUCUGCACGGCCGAGGUCGUUGAGCCAAAUUGGCAGAUUUUAAUGAAUCGAGUGAACGGAACGGACGCGGAUGGCUCGGAAGUUACCGUCAACGGGACCAAGCAGGUUAAUCGUACGGUGGAUGAACUCAUGCAGGACCAUGUGGAUUUCUUGGAUACGUGUCUCAAAGAGUGCAUGCUGACCCAGGCCAAGUUACUGAAGGUACACCAUCGGCUUAUGAUAGCCUGCAAUACGUUCGCUAGCUGGGCUGACGGCUCGCUCACUCGCAACCUUGCCUUGGCCGAUCCCGACUUGUCUAUGAGCCUAGGUAAUCGGGAAUAUGAUCCCACGCGGCUUGAGAAGAUCGACGAAUCACUCAAAAGAGUAGAGGACCAUUUCAGCCGUCACUUGCGGAUCCUGAUGGAUAGCUUGAACUAUUAUGCGGCUACGGAGAGCGUUGUUCUACUCAAACUGGCACACUCUUUGAGUGCAAUCAGCAAAGAAUACUGAACUUUGUCUCAGGAACCUCUUCUUACGAUAUUCGCAGUCCAGACAACUGCUCGCGAACCGGAAGCCCGGCUCAUCCACAGCUUUGUCCUCUAAAGUUGCAAACCGUCUCAACCAAGACACUUGCAGCUUAGCAUAACCCCACCCAAGCUCUUACAAGCAAAGCGAUCUAUUUCUACAGCUUGACUGCUCUCCUCACAGUAGCAAACUCCCAGGCACAAAGUCAGACGUGCCGAAGGGUACAGUCACCAACCAGUUUGACGGACCACAAUUUUGGUGAACACCACCGACCUGGCCUCGUUCUGCCUCACCUGAGCCUACAGCUCCUCCUGGUCUCCAUUUCUUCGUAUUUAGCGAUAACCUUUCCGUUCCAGACACCGGAAGAUGUCAUUGAGCAACCAACGACCUACGAUCAUUACACGAUGCUAAAUCCAUGAGCUUCAAACGAAUACCCCGAUUCACUUUCAUCCCUUAGAACACUG